UUACAUAUGGCGGCGGUAUUUAGAAAUCAUGUUAUCAAACGAUAACAUUAUGCAGAAACAAAACAAUCAUAACACACCUAGAGGAAAUGGAUAAAAGUCGCAAAGGACAGGCUGGAGGCGGUAAGCGGAAUGUGAUAUUUCAGCCUGGAAGUAAGAGAAUGACUGUUGAAAAAGAUGACGAACUUGAACCAACUGGCAAGACCCGUGCGGGUAGGCCUACCACAUCAAAACUGUCUGUGCUAAAGGAACUGAAUGCAGAGCUUUCCAUUCGUGCUGGGCGCAUGAAACUCCUUGCUCGAGCAGAGGAGGGGCUUGUCCUAGCAUCUGAAAGUUUUAACCCGAACUCUACGAAAACUAUCAUUGGGAAAACCGGAACUGCUGCAGACGAUAUCGGGGGAAAUAUCUGGCCAAGUGAAAAUAGCAAGGCAAAGAAUGGCACGCCAAAGCAGUCAUCUAAAAUACCGGUAUCUGGUGCUAGACAGCGAAGACGAGACAAGAUGUCAAAUUAUACAAAGCCAACUGCUGUCAGGUCAAAGGUCAAGACCUACCGACCAGGUUACACCUGGGAUAGAGGCGGAAGGUUGAAAGAAAUUAGGAUCAGAUGCUUAGCUAGAAAAUUUUCAUCAAUUUGGAAAAAGAAAACGUUUGGAAGAAUAAUGCCUUCAGUUGCAAGGGCACACUACCAUAGGAAGCUGAUGCGAGAAGCUUUCAAGGAAUGGUAUGACAUGUGGUGGGUUGUCCGUAAGGAGUGGCGUCUUCUUGUCCGGGCCGAGUGUCACUACAGGUACACAAUAUACUCCAGAACUGUUCAUGCAUGGAAACGCUUUGUCAUCAUGCAGAAGAUAAAAUCAGGUCGAUUCUCAAUGGCCCAGAGACACUAUACAGAGAAACUUAGCCAUAAAGUGCUGCUGACCUGGAUACGGUUCACUGCACAAAGGAGAGAGGAGAGAAAAAGAACCAACAUCGCAAUCAACUAUCACAACACUCGCUGUCUAGGACAGGCCUGGCUUCAGUGGAAGAAUCAGCACAUACUUGUACAAGAAAGAGCAGACAUGGAAACAACAGCACUUCAGUUCUGGGCAUACCGCAUCCAGACACAGUUCUGGCUUAUCUGGCGUAGGAAGUUAGAAGUACUACAGGAGAGAGAGGCAAAAUAUAAUCUGGCAGUCAGGUUUCACAGAUAUACUCUGAAAAAGAAGUUACUCGCAGCGUGGGUGAAAUAUUGGUUGGGAAGGAAAGAGACACAGCAAGAAAAAGGGUAUGCUACUUUGCUGUACCACCGACAUCUAAAACGCUGGAUGUUUAAUCUGUGGAUUCGACGCUACAACAUGACUCAGUCCAUCAAGGCACAUGAGGAAUAUAUGGUUAUCCUUGGUCAACAAUUUCAGAUGCGUAGGGCAUUUGUACGCUGGAAAUCAUAUGUUGAUGGAAUUCACCAAGAAAGAUAUGCACACCAGGUGGCAGCACAGCAUCAUCUUCAGAGACUCAAGAGGUUUGGCCUGUCCUGUCUAAAGCUGAAUGUGAUCCAGCAAAGAGUUCAACAGACCAGAAUUGAGGUGGCCCUUCAGCACAGGGACAAAAUGCUACUCAAAACACAUUGGGAAAUGUGGAUGACUCGAUGUGAAAACAACGAAGAACUAGAACUCAUACCUCUAACCAGGAAAGCUAGCAACCACUACAGACAAGUGUUGCUGUCCAAAGUCUGGCAGGGCCUGGAAAUGUAUGUACACUGGAGGCGUCACAGAAAGACUCAGUACGCCCACGCAGACGCACACUUCUACUGUACAGUGAUGCCCAAAUACCUACAGAAAAUGGUGCUCUUUGUAAACAUUGUGAAACUCCAGAGAGAGAAUCAACAGUACUCUGAAGAAUUUCGCAGAGAAAAUCUUCAGGCACGUUUUUUCUACCAGUGGCAUAAGUCCUAUCUACAGAGUACAGACAACAGGAUGAACCUCAGAAUGGCCAUCCUGCAUUAUGAUGAGUGUGUAAAGAAACGUUUCUUGGCUUGUUGGAAAAGGAAAACAGUCAAAGUCCAACAAGAAAAUGAAAAACAAGAAUUCGCACAUGAACAUUACUGUACCAGUCUGGUGGAAAAGAGUUUCAAAGGAUGGAGAGCUUACAUAAAUGAUUGCAAGCACAGCAAGAGCAACGAAAUACAUGCUGCCAAACACCAUUAUGUCAAACUCUUGUCCAAAGUGUUUUCGGCGAUAAGAAAGUAUGCAGAACAUCGGAGGGCGAAACACAGGAAAACUUGCCAAGCUCGAGACUUCAGACAAAGAUAUGUCUGUCAGAAAGUCAUGGCAACAUGGAAAGGCCUGGUGGUUCAGGGGAGACAAUUCAAGCACAAAGCCGACCAGAAAUACCAUGAGAAAUCUAAAAUUCUCCUCAGGCAAACACUAAAAACUUGGCAUGAGAAUGUUGAGACUCAGAUUCUAGAUAGAAUUAUCAACCAGACUGCAAAGCUACACUAUAGGAGAUGUCUACUAGGCAAGGUGCUGACCACCUGGCAUAGGUAUGCUGCCAUCCAUGCCUACAAGAAGUCCGAGACAAGACAAUGGGUGGAAUCUACACAGGAGGCGUUAAGUCGGAAUAAACUACAGAGGUACUUUGGUCAGUGGAGACUAGCCAGGGAACGAUCACUGCUCUUCCAGUUACGACAGGCCCAGGCCGAGCAACAUCACAACCGUUAUAUACUACAGCAGGUGUUUAGGGCCUGGGGAACAUUCACAGAACAGUCGCACUCAAAAAAGUUGCUGACAAAGCAGUGUAACUGGUUCAACAAUAAACGACUGACGAUCCGUUUCUUUGCUACAUGGAAGUCUCAGUAUAAUCUGGCAGAAGAAGAGCACAGGAAAUCAGGAUUAGCGUUGUGGCACUGGAGCCUCGUCGUACAGAGAAAGGCUUUGGUCACCUGGUAUGUUGAAACUCAGAACAAGAAGCGAAAGAAACAGCGCCUCCUGGAGGCACUGGAGAGAAGAAGGAAAAGAUUACUAAGACAAGGAGUGGUUCAAUGGCUCACGAUGGCAUCAGACCUUACAGAGAUGAGGGCCAAGUUUGCAGCACAGCAACAUGCUAAGAAUGCGUUUGUAAAGCAUCAGCUGAUCCAGAGGUGUGCACUUCACUGGCGUCAUUGGACAGCGAAGAGGAAGCUGCAAAGGGGAGAUAACUACAAAGUUCCUAGCAAACAGCCAAUCGCUCCCCCAUCCUCACACAGCGAUGUCUUCUAUCUCAAAGUCUCGGAUCUACCAGGCAGGAAGCAGAUUGCCACUGCAGAAGUGGGAGUACCACAGCCUGUUCUCUCUGCAUCACCUGGUAAAAGUGGAGCUACCAAUCCAACGUCUGGGCUGGAAGUCCCUGCACCAAAUCUGAGGUUACAGUCCCGGAGGAAACCUCGUCAUCCAGCUUUUUUGGCUGAUUCUUUGAAGAGAGCAGGACUGAUUGUUAAGGAACCAGAUAUAACAAGUGACCCUCUUCAAAGGAAUUCUACUUCUCCGUCACAGACUGAGGACAAUCCUGUGCCAAAUGAAGAAACAACACAAACAGAAAAACUGGAAAACAUACCAUCUUCCUAUAUACCAAAAUCUGAUAUGUUCUUGCCCGGUACGACUAUUGUUCAUCCUACUCAGCCUACAGAAGAUUCCAUAACAAGGAAUGUGAGCGAGUUGCCACCUUUAUUACAAGAGACGAAACUGGUGUCUUGGAAACCAAACAGUGAAAAGACCCAGAUUUCCAAGCUUUCUCUUGAAAGUGAUCAAAGAACUACAAACACACUCAGGAAGCAAAUGCCAAAAUCAGAGGCUUUAGAGAAAUGUGUAGAAAACAGGGCAUUAGAUUACCAUGAUACAAAGUCAGAAUUUCGGCUUCUUACCCCCGCUGAUUUCAUGACCCCGGGCAGUUGUGAUGGAGAUACUGACUUUUCACCCCUGUCAACGCCACGAUCUGUCGAUUCUGAGAGGAGUAAUUUAGAGAUACCAUAUUCUAAGGAAUCAGCUGAUAAACAAAUUAUCAGGAUCAGAAACCAUCUGAAGGAGUUUGAGAGGAAGAAGAAAAAACUCAGAAAAUUGCACAAACAACACCAGCAGUUGAGGGAUUGGAUCAGGCUUGAAGAGGCCAAAGGUCAACCAGAUGUUGACGUGAACCAGGUCAGGGUGGAAGUUGAACAAAUGGAAAUUGAACUAGAAUUGCUGCGGACCUCGGUUGAAGAAGACAAGCCUCAUUGUGCUAAACUUGUCAAGACUGUCACACAAUUAGUGCAGGAACUCCAUAGCAUUGACUAAAAACUUGAUGAAAACAUUGAUAUGUAAAAAUAUCAUUAAAGGGUCGGAAAGUUCAGUUCUUCCAAUGUUCCAAUCGGUGUGUAUCCAUCGUAAGUCUGGUAUCAGGAUUGAAUAAACAAAGGGUACAUAUCUACAUUUGAACAUCUCGGUGAAUAGCUACAUAUAUAGAUUUCUCCCUGAUAAGAUUUCCACUGUUCAUCCCGUCAUCUCCAUAAAUUUCACAAGGCUAUUUAUAUAAUGUAAUUAAAGUGAUAUUAUAUCUUUUCUCCAGAAUCUUUUUGCAUCUCUGUUUUGAAAAAUUGAUUCAAACUGAACUCUCCAAAACCUGUAUCACUGAAAAAUCCAUUAAAAAUGAACUCUUCAAAACCUGUAAAACUACAUUGUAUAGACAUACAGGUUUUGAAGAGUUCAUUUCUUAAUGGAUUUUUCAGUGAUACAGGUUUUGGAAGUCUCAAAAUGAUAAAAAUAAUUCUGGAUAAAUGAUUUCAUAAUCAUAGCAAUAUUGUGUUAUAAAAAUAGCUUUGUGUUAUUAACGGAGAUGAUAUGGGAGCUACAGUGAAAAUCUUCAUCACAGAGAAACCUAUACAUGUAGCAUGAAAACAACAACAUGUAUAUAAAGAGAACAAAAAUAACUGAAAUUUGGUGAUGUUUAAAAAGAUUGAAUCCCAUUUGAAUGGAUUUGUGUUUGAAAUCAAAAAAUUGAAAACAUGUAAAGUGAACAUUUUCAUUACAAUCGUUUGGAAUCAUGUUUGAAUGUGAUGUUAUGCUCAAAUUCUAAUUUACAUAAUUCAUGCAUCUCCUCUAUACAGCUGUUUGAUCUUGGCAGGCAUAUUGCCUCUCUUAACUGAUUAAUGAAGUCUGAAAGAUGAUUAUGAAAGUCUUUUUAAGGCCAAAUCAUGUCAUUGAAUCCUACUAUUGUGUAGUACAUGUGAUGAACACAGAGUUUUCCGUUAAGCAGGUAGGAGAUGUUCGUGUGAGAUGUUCAUCUGAUUGUUCUUUUACCCAAAGUAGCAUAAUGAUUUUGCUUUCAUAUUGAAGUUGAACAAUUUCCUUAUUUGGAGACAUAAGUUGUUAUAAUAAUUUACCGAACUCAUUGUUCUCUAUAUACAUCCACAUUGGGACUGAAAAAUACCCUACAAGAUAAUAUCUUAUAGGCAUUGUUAGAAAGUAUAUCUUUUGGAAUAUUUAAAGAUGUUAGAAUAUUAGUGUUAGGUAUUGGACACAAAGUUCCUGAUAUUCAAUUUGAUUUAAAAUACAGAUCAUCAUUAAUUUAUGGACAAAGUUAAGACAUUACAUAGUGGUGAUAUGUAUUUUUGUCAGAUUGUCUCAUAUUAUACAAUAUAGAUGUAAAGAAUUACAUUUAACUUAUUACUUUUUUAAUAUAAAAUAAAAAAAUGAUUAAAGAUA
Molecule: messenger RNA, 5684 nt
Organism: Pecten maximus
Lineage: Eukaryota; Metazoa; Mollusca; Bivalvia; Pectinida; Pectinidae
Product: protein SFI1 homolog
Exons: 29
Coding region: 87-4277 (1396 amino acids)
Molecular function (GO): phosphatase binding
Source: RefSeq, a predicted model, not a curated record